Molecule: messenger RNA, 2104 nt
Organism: Micropterus dolomieu (smallmouth bass)
Lineage: Eukaryota; Metazoa; Chordata; Actinopteri; Centrarchiformes; Centrarchidae
Gene: slc25a1b
Product: slc25a1 solute carrier family 25 member 1b
Exons: 4
Coding region: 115-447 (110 amino acids)
Biological process (GO): mitochondrial citrate transmembrane transport
Source: RefSeq, a predicted model, not a curated record
UGAUGGAGUUAACUUGGUAAUGCUGCUGUAUCUUCAGGACUGAAGGGGACUUACCAAGGCUUAACAGCCACCGUGUUGAAACAAGGCUCCAACCAGGCCAUCCGCUUCUACGUUAUGACUUCACUGAGGAACUGGUACAAAGGGGAUGACCCGAACAAAGCCAUUAACCCCUUGAUAACUGGACUGUUCGGAGCGGUUGCUGGUGCUGCCAGUGUGUUUGGAAACACUCCCCUGGAUGUCAUUAAGACCAGAAUGCAGGGUCUCGAAGCUCACAAGUAUAAAAGCACAAUGGACUGUGCCGUCAAGAUCAUGAAGCACGAGGGACCAAAGGCGUUCUACAAAGGUACUGUUCCUCGGCUGGGUCGGGUGUGUCUGGACGUGGCCAUAGUCUUCAUUAUCUAUGAGGAAGUUGUGAAGGUCCUGAACAUUGUGUGGAAGACGGACUGAAAUGGUGCACUGUGCAAGCAGGAGUGUUGGAACAGGUCGUUCACAUUAUUAACCAGACCAGGUCCCAACCCAGUCUCCUUAAACCCUGCUUCUAGGUUCUAAUAUCUACCUCUAAGUGAUUUUCAGAAGGAAAGACAGGGAUCGGUAUGUUCUUGAUUUUAUUUGUAACACAGCUAUCACAAGUGGAAACAUUGUCUGCAAGAAAACAAGCUCCAGAUUGCAGUCGCUGCUUACACUUGCUCUUUUUGCCUAAAUUCCAGAAGGGGGGGGGGGGAGUUCCUUAAGAGCUCAGGGAAAGGAACAGGGCUUUUAUUUGGAUCUAAAUGACUAAAGAAAUGGUGAACCUGGCAGCACAGAGAAGCGUGUCUUACCUGCUGCGCUUUGAGUUCAGUUAUACCAGCGCUGGAUGUACUUUAAUCAAAGAGAAACCAAUUUCCUGACCCAACAUAAUGUGAUUUAGACACUGUAGAUAAAGAGAUAUACUUGAAAUGAAAGAUUAUACCAGAGAUCAGACAUUUUAAAGCCCUUUUAUAUGCAAGUAUUUAGAUAAAAAAAAACGUUAUUUCAUUUAGUACCUGAUGAAAUAAUUUAUAUUCAGAUGUCGGCAGAGGCUAUAGGUACAUUAACUAGAAAUGCCUUAAAUCAGUGGUUCUCAAUGUGGGGUCCUUAGGGGUGUUCCAGGGGUCUUUCUGGGUGUUUCAGGGGGUCCCUAGCAAAAAGGGGGAAAUCAUUUAUUUUCGCUAUUCCAUCCAUAAGUAACACAAUGAGAUAAACUAUUUUGGGUCACAGGUUUUAUACACUUUCUGUAAUCAAAUCUAAAAGUAAAAGCCCUAUCAGAGGGGCGAGCCCUAAUUAAUCAUGAUUCCAGUUAAAUUGCGUUGUAUAUGUACAGUGCACAUUUCCAGAAAAUUGUGGUUGAGGUGGUGUAGCAAGGGUUCGCUUUUAAGUUGCAGAGAUUUUUUAUAAAUCAAUUAACUUACUAGAGUGAUGCUCUAAAAAAGUGCCUAUGUGUUGUAUGAUUCAUUUAGAGAUCUUUUGAGAUUAACAAUGUCCGUAGUCACUACAGAUGUUUUAAUAAUGCACUCAGUUGCACACACUGCAGUGGUCUUCAUAUCUUAUUAAUUAAUUGUAACUUUUAGUAUUUCGAUGACUUUUCUGCUUUUCAAAUCGCCUUAAUUGCAUAGACAUGGCUGUUUGAGGAAUGCCAUUAACAGUGCCUUCCAUAUCAUUCCAUGAAGGACGAGUGGUUUAGGAAUGCUUUUUUUGCAGAUUUCCAGAUUCUGUGUUUUAAUUUAGAACUGCGUUGCAUUAAUUGCCUUUUUACUUUUUACACCAACUGAUGACCCAAUGUGCCAACUGCUGCUCACGUAUAUUAACGACAUGUUACAGACUGGAGUUUGUAGCUUGGGAGUCUGACAUGUUUACAUGCAAUGCAAUUAAUUGUCUGACAAAUGUUUACUUUGAGCCACCUUGAUCAGCUUCAGCCUGACUUUGCAUACAUGUAGACUUUUUUUUUUUGUCAGAGCUAUUUAAAUAUCUUGGGAGUUUUAAUAUUAACACAUAAAACAUGUCCAGUAGUUAAAACCACGUAUUGUGCCUUCAGUCUAAUUAAUUCUAAUAUGGAUGCUGAAAAAUAAACAUUGAAUCAAACUGUUAA